AUGCUGCACGGUAUUAGAAAUCAGUUCGAGAUCUCGGAUGAUAAAGGAACUGUCAAAUUGCACAUUAGUUAUGUUAUCGAAUUAUUCAAAUGUGAUUGGCUUGCUCUAAAGUCGUGCUUUAAAUAUGAGAAUUUCAAGGGAAUCAUAGAUUGUUAUAGGGCACCGUCAGAAAUAGACUUCAUGUUUGGUAAAAAGCUAAAGUUUCUCGUUUGCAACUUCUGGAUACAGUGUUCUAGUUCAUUUAUAAUUUUUUUAAUUACUGAAGAUGGAGAGAAAUAUUAUUGGAGAAGCAACUUAACGGUGUUCGAAGAAUUAGGCAAAUUAUUUGAUGUCCGUUAUUGGCCUGAUGGAAACGACUGGACCAACAUACGCAUUGUAAAAACCGUAUUUCAUCCCGUUAACUCUCUGGUUUUAACUGAUGAUGGAAAGAUAUAUUACUUAACUCCACUCCAUAUUUGGUGGAAUAAACCUAACCGCAGAGUCCGCAAUUAUAUCAGACAGAUAAAUAUCAAAGGAAAAAUCACAAACGUUGCUUGCGGACAACAUUUUUAUGUGGUUAUUAGUAAUAACAAUGAAGUGUAUGAAUGGGGUUUGUCUAAUAAAUAUGAUUUGCUUAAAAGAUCUGAUGAAUAUGAAGACGAUUUUAUGACAGAUCCAUGUAAAGUGAUCGAAUUAUCAGGCAAAACAGUUGUUAAGGUUGUUUGUGGACACUUCCAUACACUUGUCCUCACUGAUAAAGGAAAGGUCUAUGCCUGGGGUGCUAACUAUUAUAACCAAUUGAGUACAUUCUUUACUGACGAAAUUUUAUCUCCUUUUAUGGUAAAUAUACCUAAUGUAAACAAAAUAUCAGAUAUCGCCGUUAUUGAAUAUACGAGCAUUGUCAAAUCUAGCGAAGAUCAACUUGUCUAUAUACGAGGUCAGCUGUUUGCGGGGAUGCAAAUUAAGGAAUUUGUUAUUUGCGAAUACACAAAUAUGUUUGAUAUAUCCAAUGUGACGACGGCACAAUCACCGAUAUCCAUUACUUCUACACAUACCGAUGAAGAAUGUAUCAUAUUAAACGAUUUAGAAGCGGCGUUCGAUGAUAGU
Mycetomoellerius zeteki is the source of this 1086-nucleotide messenger RNA. RefSeq names its product RCC1 and BTB domain-containing protein 2. NCBI's taxonomy places the organism in Eukaryota, Metazoa, Arthropoda, Insecta, Hymenoptera, Formicidae. The record is from RefSeq and is a predicted model, not a curated record. The annotation marks the transcript as partial. The transcript is spliced from 6 exons.